GCUAUCAUGUACGACUACCAUUUUUAAUACGUUGCUUCAAAAACCAAUAAAAUCAUACGUUUAAUCUCGUGUAUGUAUACUCAUCAGAGCACUAAAUUAUUUACUUUGUGACAUCACCAGAAGAGGAAAGGGAGAGAAAGACAGACAGCGAUAGAACUGCUGUACGUCUGUUAGUCCUUUACAUCUUUCUCUCUCUGAAAAAAAAAAGGAAUUGUUUCACUUUCACUUUCACAUUCACCCAGUUGCUGCUCAUGUAGAAGAUUCUUGGACCUCUGGGUGUGGCCGCCAUGGAUGCUCCAAGAACCUCCUCUACAACACUUUAUCCAUGCAGCUUUGUGUGAGUAUGGGAUCCUUAGGGUUUGAAAAUGAUAUCCCGGGCCCAAAAACAUACCGCAACCUCGGACUCAAAGAAACAUACAAGCAAAAUCCGGGAAAUCCAAAAGUUCUAUCCCUCCUUUCUUCACUUCUUGAAAGAUCUAUAAUAAAGAACGAGGCCCUUCUCGAGGCAACACAAACCAAAGAUGUUGUUACAGCUUUUCAUGGUUCAAGAGCCCCUACACUUAGCAUCAAAGAGUACAUUGAUCGCAUCUUUAAAUACUCAAGCUGCAGCCCUUCAUGUUUCGUUGUUGCACAGGUGUAUAUAGAUCGGUUUAUUCAUUGUGGAAAUGUUAAUUUGACGUCUCUUAGUGUUCAUCGCCUUCUUAUCACCAGUGUCAUGCUUGCUGCAAAGUUCAUUGAUGAUGCAUUCUACAACAAUGCGUAUUAUGCUAAAGUGGGAGGAGUGACAACAGCAGAAUUGAACAGAUUGGAAAUGAAAUUCCUAUUUGGUCUCGACUUUCGGCUCCAUGUUAGCGUCGGUACGUUUGGGAAAUAUUGUUCUGAAUUGGAAAAGGAAAAGGAAGUGCUUCAGGUGGAAAGACUGCCACGUGUGAUCCAUGCUGCUUGUGGGCUCAAGGAGAACUGGUCCACCACUGAUAAUGACUCUGGUUCUUAUGCAACAGCUGAAAUACAUAUCGUAUAGGUAGAGAGUUUAGGCUUAGAAAUGUUUUUUUUUGUGUGUUGGUUGUAUUAAAACUGGGGUAGAAGUUAGGGAAUAAAUUUUUUGGGAUUCCUAUGCACAUAUUGAAGUGCAAGUUUGGUGUUAUUGUAUUAGAGUGAUGUUAUGUGUGAGUGAAAUACAUACGAGUGGAAAGCCUUGUUUAAUUUUUUUUAACUAUUAUUCAAUUUCA
This is a messenger RNA of Lactuca sativa (garden lettuce), 1229 nucleotides long. Its product is annotated as cyclin-P3-1. Gene Ontology annotation, molecular function: protein kinase binding. NCBI's taxonomy places the organism in Eukaryota, Viridiplantae, Streptophyta, Magnoliopsida, Asterales, Asteraceae. The record is from RefSeq and is a predicted model, not a curated record. Gene Ontology annotation, biological process: regulation of cyclin-dependent protein serine/threonine kinase activity.